GUGGGGAGGUGGGGGAUCCCGUGUCGCCGCCGCCACCCUCCGCUGGAUCCAUUGUGAGGAAAUUGCUGUUCGCCGGCAGCGGCGGCACAUCUGGGCGGGCACAUCUGGGCAUGCAACAUCGGCUCCCGCCGCCUUCCUCCCCCGUCCUCCAGCCGGCCGAGCGAAUCCCUCCGGGCCGCCGGGGAGACUGCCGCUCGCCAGCCCCGGGGUCUGUCUUUCGGACCGAAUAUUAAAAGCUGGCAGCCCGGGGAGUGGGGUGUGUGGAAAUAAAGGCUGCUUUUUAUUUUUUUCCCCUGGGAUUUAUUUCAUGGGGAUGUGUUCAAGACAAGAGAGGAUUCAGAAGGAUAUUGACGUUGUGAUCCAAAAGUGCAAGGCGGAGAAGGACUGCCUGUUUGCAGAUUUCAGGUACUCAGACUCCACCUUUACCUUCACCUAUAUUGGAGGCUCCAAAAGUGUAUCCUAUUCAGUGCAUGUCUCUGAGGAUUACCCAGAUAACACUUAUGUUUCCAGUUCUGAUAACGAUGAAGAUGUAUUAGUUACAACAGAGCCAAUUCCAGUAAUUUUCCACCAAAUUGCUACAGAAUUAAGAAAAACAAGUGAUGUCAACUAUUGCUUAUCCAUAAAAUCAAAAUUACAGAGGGAGAAUGGAGAGGAGUCACGGCACAACAGCACAGUUGAAGAAGACUCUGAAGGAGAUAAUGAUUCUGAGGAAUUUUAUUACGGUGGACAGGUUAGCUAUGAUGGAGAACUUCACAAGCACCCACAGCUGGAGGCUGAUUUGACAGCAGUGAGAGAGAUCUAUGGACCUAAUGCAGUAUCUCUCAGGGAAUAUGGAGCCAUUGAUGAUGUAGAUAUUGAUCUGCAUAUUGAUGUUAGCUUUCUUGAUGAAGAGAUUGCUGUGGCUUGGGAUGUAAUUCGCACAGAGCCUAUAAUAGUGCGAUUGCACUGUUCGCUUACACAGUACUUAAAUGGCCCAGUGCCAACUGUGGAUGUAUUUCAGAUCUCUACUAAGGAAAGAUUUGGGCUCGGACAUCAGCUGAAAAAAAUCAUGCAGACAUUUGUUACACAACAGUGGAAGAACAGCAAAGAGAAAUCUAAUUGUACGCACAAUAAGAAGUUGUCUGACAAAAAGGUGAAAUCCCCUCUGCACAUCUUUUCUACAUUGCGCAGGUCGCCAAGUUAUCCUCCACCUGGCUGUGGUAAAAACAAGUCAAAACUGAAGUCAGAACAGGAUGGCAUCUCCAAAACUCACAAGCUACUUAGAAGGACUUGCUCUAGCACAGUGAAGGCGGAGGAUGUAUGUACCACAAAAUCUCACAGAACCUUUGGCCGCUCGUUGUCGAGCGACCCGAGGGCUGAACAGACAAUGGCCGUUAAAUCGCACAAACUCUUGAACCGCUCUUGCUCUGCAGCUGUCAAGCAGGAGGAGUGCAUCGCUUUAAAGCCCCAUAAGCUGUUAAGUAGGUCGUGUUCCGGGGACCCUCGAUGUGAGCACAACAGCACCUUGAAGCCCCACAAACUUUUAAGCAGGUCCUACUCCAGUAAUCUUAGAAUGGAAGAAUUGGAUGGAUUGAAGAAUCACAAGUUACUCGGCAAGACCUACUCCAAUGCCCCUAGAUCAUCCAAAAUGGAGCCUUUCAAGGAGUCCACCAUAGCAGAGAGCAGGAGGCUCUCUCUUACCUCAGGGCUUAUUGGUAUCUUAACACCAUCUUCAUCAUCACCUUCACAAGCUGCUCAGAAUUGCGGUGCAAAAUGCAUUCCAGUACGAGACCGUGGCUUUCUUGUGCAGACUAUUGAAUUUGCUGAGCAGCGGAUACCAGUAUUGAAUGAAUACUGUGUCGUUUGUGAUGAACCCCAUGUGUUCCAGAAUGGCCCUAUGCUGAGGCCCACUGUUUGUGAACGGGAGCUCUGUGUAUUUGCUUUCCAAACAUUAGGAGUGAUGAAUGAAGCUGCUGACGAAAUUGCAACUGGGGCUCAGGUGGUUGAUCUGUUAGUAUCCAUGUGUCGUUCUGCAUUAGAGUCACCUAGAAAAGUUGUCAUUUUUGAGCCAUACCCUUCUGUAGUUGAUCCUAAUGAUCCUCAGAUGCUGGCCUUUAACCCCAGGAAGAAGAAUUAUGACCGAGUCAUGAAAGCAUUGGACAGUAUCACUUCAAUUAGAGAGAUGACACAGGCACCUUACUUGGAAAUAAAGAAGCAGAUGGAUAAACAAGAUCCGCUUGCACAUCCUCUUCUACAAUGGGUUAUUUCUAGUAAUAGAUCACAUAUUGUGAAGCUACCAGUGAAUAGGCAACUAAAAUUUAUGCACACUCCCCACCAGUUCCUACUUCUCAGCAGUCCACCAGCCAAAGAAUCCAAUUUCCGAGCUGCUAAAAAUCUCUAUGGAAGUACCUUUGCAUUUCAUGGUUCACACAUCGAAAAUUGGCAUUCAAUUCUGAGGAAUGGCUUAGUUGUUGCUUCUAAUACGAGGCUGCAGCUCCAUGGUGCAAUGUUUGGAAGUGGAAUCUACCUUAGUCCGUUGUCAAGCAUAUCAUUUGGUUACUCAGGGAUGAACAAGAAGCAGCAGAAGGUGUCAGCUAAAGAUGAACCAGCUUCAAGCAGUAAGGGCAGUACUACAUCACAGUCACAGAAGAAAGGACAGCAGUCACAAUUUUUGCAAAGCCGUAACUUAAAAUGCAUAGCCUUAUGUGAAGUGAUAACUUCAUCCGAUCUGCACAAACAUGGAGAGAUAUGGGUAGUUCCCAAUACAGAUCAUGUGUGUACAAGAUUUUUCUUUGUUUAUGAAGAUGGUCAAGUGGGUGAUACAAGUAUAAAUACACAGGAACCAAGCAUUCAUAAAGAGAUUCUUCGAGUCAUUGGCAAUCAAACUGCUACUGGUUAAAAGGACCACUCUUAUUUAAUUGAUGUGAUUUGGAAGCCUUCCUCAGUCUCAAAGCUGGAUUUUGAACUGAAGAAGAUGCAAAAAACUAAUUUGUUAUUAUUAAAAGCAAAUUAACCCUUUGAAUACUUACUGUUUUCUUACUUAGUAUUUCUUAUCUCAUCAAAAUACCUGAGAUGGUAUGAAUUAGCAACUGUAGGGGUGCAAAGUCUAUUAAUAUACUACAACAAAUAAUAAUUAAGCAGGCAUUUGGGUUGCUCACAAUAAACAGACUUUAAAAAGGAGUUUUGUGCUGAUAUUUUUAUAUUAAACUUCAAUUGGAGGUUUUAGUACUGUAUACUGGUAUUUUAAAUUUAGAAUGACUGAAUUAUAAGUGAUAGAGAAGAUUUUAUAGCGGAGCACCUGUAUUGUGCAGGAUACUUUGCAAUAAGUAAAAUAUUCUCAUAUUUAAACAUAAUAAAAGAUUGUCUGGAACAUGUCAAAUUAAAGAGAUUGGUUACCUGCAGCUAUCUUCGAUUGAUUUUAUUUACACAAAUGCAGCUAGGAUUUAGAGUCAAAGGUUAAAACAACAAUAAAUUUUUUAUUUAAUGGGUGCAACAAAGCAAAAAGUAAUGAAUGUGAUAGUGUGUGUUUAGUUUUCUUUGUCUUCUCUGGAAGCACUGUCUUAUCCAUUAAGCUUAGCAAACAUCUGGAAAUCCUGAAGCUCUUCCUUUUUACAAAUUUGGUUUUUAUAUACUAGAUUUUACAGUUUCUUCAUAUCAACAAGAUUCUUUAAUGCUUUCAUCUUAACUUCAGUGAAACUGCUCUGUGGUUGAAUUUAGCCACAUAUUUGAAAGUACAUGCUUAAUUGAGUUGAUUGUUCAUACAUCAGAAAAAUACAAAAAAAAAAAAAAAGCAGUUUUUUACUGAUUUUCUCUGGUGAAGUAUUUUUAUUAAUUUAUUCCUAAGGGAAAAGAAAUAAAUUCAAAUCUCUCUGUCCUUUAAAUUAAAAACUCUUUUUUUCCAAGUAAGCAUGAUGAUAACACAGAUAGGGAGGGACCCAGUCUCUAAGGCAUAAAGCAUAUCCUGUGCCCUGAUGAGUGCUCCUGGUGGCCCUCAUGGUAGCUAUUCUGGAGCAUUAAUCACACCCUUGACUAUGGAGACCAGUUCAACUUACUCAUCUCUGCAACUAUUAGAGGCCACCUCAGAAAGCAAAAAUAGACUGAAUCCUCUAUUAUGCUAUUUUCGUAAUAAAGAUACUGACGCACAGGUAUAUUUGUUUCUUUCAAACAGAACUGCAUUAGAUAUGCUGUAAUGGGCGAUUCCUUCUUCCUGGUUCAAGCUACACUCCCUUACUACUUGCUGCAAUUGAGGUGCCCUGCAAGUAGAAUAGUAGUAUUGGGCCUAAGAGACAUUUAGACAUGUCUUUUAGCAUUUGCAACUUAUUUACUGGGGACUUCAGUUUUUCCAGGUUCACAUUCAGACUAGUAAAGCCAAUCCUGUUUGCAUAUCCCUAUUUUGCUGUUGAUUGUCUGUUGAUUUUCACCCUCGUUUGGUGAACUCCUAGCUUGAGAAUCACUACUCUAAUUGUUAUCUUUUGUGUUGGGACACAGGUUAACUUCUUGAAACAAAGAGGAUUCCUGAAAUUUGUCAGUCUAUGUAAAGGCUGCCUUAGGUUGUGUAACUGCACAAAAUCAGCAUAACUCAGAGGUGGAGCUAAAAGCCCAAAAAGAUCAUCCCUCUAUAAUUUGUCCUGCCAUAUUUGUCUAAAUUAUAAUGGUUUGCAUAACAAAAAGAAACUAGGAAGCAAGUUCACAAAGAUACCCUAUGUUGACUUGCUGGUCUUAUAGUCCCCCACUCUAGGAGGCCUCCUCAAAAAACUAGGAGAAAAUAAAGGUGACCAUGGGUGAACUGGAGAAGCCAAGUAAGCAGUGAUCUUCCCUGUCCCAUCAAACUGCAGCAGGGUCACAAGUGAACCCCUUGAAGGAAGAAACCUGGAAUGUAGGUAUGGCAGCAAGUUUGCACAGUGGGCUCAUAAUACUGACCAUGCAUGGUGCCAUCAUUAAGUACAUGGGAAAAUACAUCCCUGGCAAAUUUUAAGACUGCUCAGAGGUUUGUUUUAAAUGAGUGAGCAGGAGUAAGAGACAGCAUGGAGGAAAGCAGGACUCUGAAAUGUAUGGAGGACUUCCUGUUGUAAGGUGCCACUUCAGGGAGUACUGAGGUGACUGGCUUGGAGGAGGGUGGCCAAGAGUAAAAGGCAGAAGGUGAUGAGCACAGGUGUUAUAAAGCAGUGGGAGAGGGCAGAACUUUUCAGGGAGAAAGGAUGUUCUAAAGGGACAAGGGGGUUGCUGGUAGGAAAGAAAAACAAUUGAGGUGCCGCCAAAUUACUGACGCGCAGCAUCAGCAGAUCAGGUCCCACAUGGUGAAUGGCAGGAAAAGGGACUGGGAGAACAAAGCUGCAGUGUGGGGAAACAUGGAUAUGGGGCAGCACCAUGCCCAGGGAAGCUGGGCCACCUGGGAAGAUGUCAUGCUGCAGAGGACAGUGCAAGGACACAAGCCCAGUGUCACAUGCAAGCAGCAAUUAAAUUAAACCAAAAUUCACUUGCUACAUGGUAACUCAGUCACUUUUUUAUUUAGCCAAUAUAAUAACAAGAUGCUUCAUCUAAGGCGUUACAUCAUUAGAUGGUGAACAGGAGUCUUCAGUUCAUUUAACAGAGUAUUAGUUCUUCUCUGUUAAAGGUGAGGGGAAAGAGGGAGGCUCUUCAGGGGUUUGUUACUCAAAAAUAAAUAAACCUUCUAUAGCAAAUUUGAAAGUUGAAACAAAGACUUUAUCACAGAGAACUUGAAUGAAAAAGCCAGAGGAUGAGAUUUUCCUUGAAGGAUUUUUCCCUUGUGGUUUUAUCCAAGAGUGGAAGUUGCACAUUGCCAAAUUCUUCCAAAUACUUGCAUUCACAUGUAUUCCAGGGAAUGAAAAUAAAAAAAAGCCAUGGCCAUCUGAGCAAGGACCCUGUGUUAUCUCCAGAGCCCUUGCAUUUCUCUUCCUCUGUUAUCAUGCACACAUACUGGUGAUAAAGCAAUCUUUUUAACUCCUGCUGUAAAGAUGCAGGCUUUCCACAGAUAGCUUUUAAUCAAAGAAAAUAGAGCCCCAGGCUCUACUGUCUCUAGUCGUAGAAAUCUCCAUGAAGCCAUUGCUAUCUAACUGUGACCAUGUUCAGCACAGAGCAACCACGGGAGUUCUUGGGAAAGAACUUCUUUCUACAUCCUACGACAAAUUACAAGCUCACAAAUAAAAAAGGUUUGGCAUAAAAUUAUGUUCAUACCUUAAUGUUGCACCCUAAUUAUGAAUUGCCAUAUUGAGAACAUUGAGAAAGGAAUAAAAAAAUAUGAUUUUAAACCUUCCUUGAGAUUCAGGCAAAUAUUUAGCAUUCAAGGGGUUAAGCAAUUUGAGUUACCUUCUCCUAUGAUAUGAAUCAGCAUAGCUCUAUUUUCUUCAGCAGUCCUUCACUCUUUUGAUAACCUGAGUCAUUGGCUCCGUAAUAUUUACCAUAAAAUGACCAGUUUGUGUCAUAUUCUGUGUAAUAUUUUACAGGAACUAGUUGAUGACACCAGGAUUGUUUAUGCUUACAUUUUUCUUCUAAAGCCAUUGAAAAACUGGUAUUAAUGCUGUAUAAUUUUAGUAUUAUAACUGUUGGUACUGAAAAUGCAUCCAGUGAAUAAUGCUAAGAUGAUACUUUUGUUAAUACAAAUACAAGAUCACUCCAAAUGAAGGCUUUGUGCUUAGGUCAGUUAUAAUUUGCUUCUAGCCCACUUACUACUGCGGAAGCAAUUGGAGUCCUUCCAAUGUGGAUGAGUACAAAGUGCAAAAAAAACCCAGAAAGGGACAACUGAAUGAAGAAAUACAUGAUUUACAGAGAAACACUAAAAAGCCUCCUAAAAUAGAAAAACUGUAUACUCAUUUAAGUAUUAUAUUAGUUUAGAUUAAUUUCUUCUUUGCUCUAGAAAAUCUAAGUCAGAUACAAAGAGUACAAGCCAUGACUGACAGGAAGGUAAUGCUAUGGGAGCAAAAGUGCUCUGUCACCAUAGCAUUUUCACAACAGAUAGAUUUGGGGCCAGAUGCUGUGUUGUGCUGAGCACCCAUCAGAGGUGUUGAAGGUCAGACCCUUGAACAAACAUGGGCAGUUUUUGUACCAGCCACUCUUCAAUCUCAUGGCUUCUUUUUAGAAGCCACUGAGGCGAAGGGCCAUUGUGGUGGGGUCAGCGUGCAGAUGUGAGCAGGACUCAGCUUCUCCAUGGUUGCAUGGUGGUGGGACAGCCCCAGUGGUGGAAGGAUGAAGAGGAGAAACUGCUGGGAGGGCCGCAGCAGAUGGGUCCCAGCCUCGCCACGCACGGCCCCUCCGCCAGCUGCCAGUGCUGCGGCAGCCUGGCUAGCACUGGCCACGCAUCCACUGGUCGGGGGCAUGCAGGGUCCUAUGGUGAUUUAUUUGCAAACCCGGGGCAUUAAUCUGGUGUCCUGUGCAAUUUCUUCAUUACAAACACUACCUCAAGGUGAAAAUCGAGCCUGUUGACUAAACGCAGCAAGGUCCGUUGUCUGGAGUGGUUAAGAUUAGGUGUAGCACUGGAAGUUGUUCAGAAAGGAUCUUGAGUCUAGUCAGCCAGGGCUGUGAUAAUAACCAGAUUUAUUCCUUAAAGUGCUUAGAAGUGGAGGAACACUUGUGUUUCAGAAGGGGAUAAUUAGAAAUGGGAAGAUUUACUGAAAGCAGGGCGG
Strigops habroptila (Kakapo) is the source of this 7619-nucleotide messenger RNA. RefSeq names its product poly(ADP-ribose) polymerase family member 8 (gene PARP8). The coding region runs from base 308 to 2878 and encodes 856 amino acids. Gene Ontology annotation, molecular function: kinase binding; NAD+ poly-ADP-ribosyltransferase activity; protein serine/threonine kinase activator activity. The transcript is spliced from 26 exons. Lineage: Eukaryota; Metazoa; Chordata; Aves; Psittaciformes; Psittacidae. The record is from RefSeq and is a predicted model, not a curated record. Gene Ontology annotation, cellular component: endoplasmic reticulum tubular network; nuclear envelope; membrane. Gene Ontology annotation, biological process: endoplasmic reticulum unfolded protein response.